CAGGGAGUGAUCAACAACUCCGUGCUGGGCUACUUCAUCGGAAGAAUCUACCUGUAUCUGAUGAAAGUGGGGCUCUCCAAGGAUAAAGUGCGUUUCCGUCAGCACAUGGACAACGAGAUGGCUCAUUACGCCUGUGACUGCUGGGAUGCUGAGUCCAAAACCUCCUAUGGAUGGAUUGAGAUCGUGGGCUGUGCUGAUCGCUCCUGUUACGACCUUUCAUGUCACUCCAGAGCCACCAAAGUCCCUCUAGUGGCAGAAAAGCCACUGAAAGAGCCCAAAACAGUAAACGUUGUCCAGUUUGAGCCCAACAAAGGAGCCAUAGGAAUGGCCUACAAGAAAGAUGCCAAGUUGGCUCUGGAGUACCUGGCUGUGUGUGAUGAAUGCUACAUCAGUGAUCAGGAGAAGCUUCUCAGUGAAACAGGAGAGUUCAGCUUUGAGACGGAGGGAAAAACCUUCAGACUGACCAAAGACAUGGUCAGCGUGAAGAGGUUCCAGAAAACUCUGCAUGUGGAGGAGAUUGUUCCCAACGUAAUCGAGCCCUCGUUUGGCAUCGGCAGAAUCAUGUACUCCAUCUUCGAGCACUCAUUCCGCGUCCGGCAGGGGGAUGAACAGAGGACGUAUUUCAGCUUCCCUGCCACUGUGGCUCCGUACAAAUGUUCCAUCCUGCCUUUGAGCCAGAACCAGGACUUUGUGCCAUUUGUCCACCAGUUAUCCGAGGCCAUGACCAGACUUGGCGUGUCUCACAAGGUGGACGACUCCUCCGGAUCCAUCGGGAGGCGCUACGCCCGGUCGGACGAGAUCGGAGUGGCGUUUGGCAUCACGGUCGACUUCGACACAGUGAACAAGACGCCUCACACAGCCACCCUGAGAGACCGAGACUCUAUGAGGCAAAUCAGGGCCGAGGUUGCUGAGCUGCCUGGAAUUGUUGGAGAUCUGGCUAACGGCUCCUUGACGUGGGCUGAAGUGGAGAGAAAAUAUCCCAUUUUUGAAGGACAGGAGACCAGCAGGAAGGAGUAACUAGACUGAGACUCUUCUACAAACAGGGGCAACAUUGUCAACAAAGAUUUGAUAUUCAACUGUGGACAUUUCUGAAGACAUUAUGAAUUUAAUGAUUUUAUAAACUGGCAAAUGCUGUAUAUGAAGAUAAAUAUAGGCCUUAUCAUUUGACGGUAUUCAUAAUUAAUAGAUUCCAGGGACUGUAUGUUUGUCUGUAGGUCUGUUCAAACAUAAUACACAGAUGAAGCGCUGCCUGAGGAUUUAAAUGUGCCACAUGGACUGCUCAUGCAACAUGCUGUAGUCCCCACAGGCCUCCUACCUCCAACUGUGUCACCUGAGCAACUGUCUUAACACCUCCCAGUGGACAAGUAUACUGUGACAGCAGAGAAAACAUACAGCCUUGUAUGGAUCUGUGUUUCCUGCAUUUUUUUUAUACUGUAACCUUUGGUCGACCUUGUCAAAUAAAUCACAUACUGGACGGCACUUU
Molecule: messenger RNA, 1483 nt
Organism: Stegastes partitus (bicolor damselfish)
Lineage: Eukaryota; Metazoa; Chordata; Actinopteri; Pomacentridae
Product: glycine--tRNA ligase-like
Exons: 8
Biological process (GO): mitochondrial glycyl-tRNA aminoacylation
Cellular component (GO): mitochondrion; cytoplasm
Molecular function (GO): glycine-tRNA ligase activity; ATP binding
Source: RefSeq, a predicted model, not a curated record